AUGGCAAAGAAGAAAUCUAAGAGUAGAUCCAAAAGCUCUAGAAGAGUUUUGGAUGCGUUGCAGCUCGCUGAGAGGGAGAUUAAUGGUGAGUUUGAUGAUUCCAGCAACAAUGACAGAAGGCAAGAUGCACGUCGUAAUGGUACUGUUGUCAACUUAUUGAAAAUAUCGAGGGGUGGUGCUGAUAGUGAUGAAGAAGAUGUUGGCUCAGAGUCAUUUGAAGACGAAGAACUAAACUCUGAUGAAGCCUUGGGUUCUGACGAUGACUAUGACAUUCUGAACUCUAAAUUCUCACAAACCAUCCGUGAUAAAAAGAAGGGAAAUGGCGAAUACGAAGAAGAUGAGGAUAAAGGUGGAUACACUUCUAUUGAUGAGGAAGACUUGAUGUCAUUGUCUCAGGUAUGGGACAUGGAUAGCAAGGCCGUGCAUAGUAACGCUAACGAUGAGGAAGAUCUUUCCCCUCAGUUAAGGUUGCAAAACAGUGACGUCAGUUCUGAAUCAAGUAGUUCCGAAGAAAGUGAGUCUGAGUCUGAGGUGGAGGAGGAUCCCUUCGACGAAAUUUCAGAAGAUGAAGAAGAUGUGGAGUUGAACACAAUUACUUCGAAACUGAUCGAUGAAACAAAAUAUAAAGGUCCAAGGAGACUAGAUACAUAUGGUACAGGGGAAGCUAAUGAGUAUGUUUUGCCUUCUGUAAGUGCAACCAGUGGAAUUUCGGGGAAAUUAAGUCUCACAGAUAUGAUGAAUGCUGUUGAUGACAGAAAAGUAAUUGAAAAUGUUAGUUUACUUAAGGGUAAAUCAUCCACGUACGACGUUCCGUUGCCACAACGUAUCCAACAAAGACACGAUCGUAAGGCUGCAUAUGAAAUAUCUAAACAAGAAGUAAGCAAAUGGAAUGACAUUGUCCAACAAAAUAGAAGGGCUGACCAUUUAAGCUUCCCACUGAAUAAACCCACUGAACAUAAUCAGGCCUCCGCUUUUAGUAGAACUCAAGAUAUUCCUCAAACAGAAUUACAAGAGAAAGUAGAUCAAGUUCUACAAGAGAGUAACUUGGUCAACCCAGAAAAGGACUCGACAUUUGAAGACUUAAGUACUGCGAAAAUGACACCUGAGGAAAUGAGAAAAAGGAGAACCGAAAUGAGGCUGAUGAGAGAGCUAAUGUUUAGAGAAGAAAGAAAAGCUAGAAGAUUAAAGAAAAUAAAAUCCAAGACAUAUCGUAAAAUCAAAAAGAAGGAAUUAAUGAAGAAUAGAGAAAUGGCUGAUAUUUCUAGUGACGAGGAUGACGAAGACCAUGAUAUUGCUAGAGCAAAAGAAAGAAUGACUUUGAAACACAAGACUAACUCUAAAUGGGCCAAAGAUAUGAUCAAACAUGGCAUGACAAAUGAUGCUGAAACUAGAGAGGAAAUGGAGGAAAUGUUAAGACAAGGUGAACGUCUAAAGGCGAAGAUUUUGGACAGAAACCCUGACGAUGAAAACGAUGAUCGUGUGCAAACCUUAAGCGAUGUUGAAAAUGAGGAGCAAGGAAACAUAGACACUACAGAAUUAAAGAGCAAGUUGGGUAAAACCGGCGUAAUGAACAUGGCCUUUAUGAAGAAUGCAGAAGCUAGAGAGAGGGAUGCAAACGAAGAAAACUUACGUAGAUUAAGGGCUGUUGAAAACGGGGGUGAUAUCGAACUCUUUGAAAGCGACAAAGAGGAGACAAAUGGAGAAAAUAUCCAAUUAAAUAAGGGCAGAAGAAUUUAUACACCUGGUACUUCAGAAUCUAAUAAAGAAAUGGAUGAAUUAAACGCCCGUACCAGAAGAGAACAUGGCGUUGAUGAAUCAAGAAAUCUGGAAAAUCGACUAAAGGCCAAGAAUGGCAAGCAAUCAAAACCUGCGAAGGUUAAUGCAGAAGGUGCAAUAAUCGUAGAGGAAUCUAGUGAUGAAGAACCCGUCCAAGACAAUCAGAAAUCUCAGCAAGACGGCGAAGCAAAUGGUGUCAACCCGUGGUUAGCUAAUGAAAGUGAUGAAGAAAGUGCAAUCAAAAAGCAAUCUUCCAAAGUCAGCAUUGUUGAUAAAGAUAGUUCUAAGAACGCUAAAUCCAUGAAUAAAAUGAACAAAGCAGAACUGAAACAGAAAUCGAAGGCGAAAAAAGGUAAAUCAAAUGUUGAUGAAGAUCUUUUGUUAACAGCGGACGAUUCCACAAGAUUGAAGAUAGUGGACCCCUAUGGUGGUUCUGAUGACGAACAGGGUGACAAUGGAUUCAUGUUCAAACAACAAAAUGUCAUUGCUGAAGCAUUUGCUGGGGACGACGUUCUAGCAGAAUUCCAAGAGGAAAAAAAGCGAGUCAUUGACGAUGAAGAUGAUAAAGAAGUUGACACUACUCUGCCCGGUUGGGGUGAAUGGGCUGGUGCGGGUGCCAAGUCAAAAAAUAAGAGGCGUAAAUUCGUCAAGAAAGUCAAAGGUGUGGUGAAUAAAGACAAAAGAAAGGAUAAGCAUUUACAAAAUGUGAUUAUAAAUGAAAAAGUAAACAAGAAAAAUCUGAAAUACCAAUCAUCUGCAGUACCAUUCCCAUUCGAAAACAGAGAGCAAUAUGAAAGAUCUUUGCGUAUGCCAAUAGGUCAGGAAUGGACAUCUAGAGCAUCUCAUCAAGAGCUUAUUAAGCCAAGGGUUAUGACUAAACCAGGUCAAGUCAUUGAUCCAUUGAAGGCACCAUUUAAAUAA
Molecule: messenger RNA, 2697 nt
Organism: Saccharomyces kudriavzevii IFO 1802
Lineage: Eukaryota; Fungi; Ascomycota; Saccharomycetes; Saccharomycetales; Saccharomycetaceae
Gene: UTP14
Product: Utp14p
Exons: 1
Coding region: 1-2697 (898 amino acids)
Biological process (GO): rRNA processing
Cellular component (GO): nucleolus; small-subunit processome
Source: RefSeq, a predicted model, not a curated record